This is a messenger RNA of Entrophospora sp. SA101, 267 nucleotides long. NCBI's taxonomy places the organism in Eukaryota, Fungi, Glomeromycota, Glomeromycetes, Entrophosporales, Entrophosporaceae. The record is from the annotation of a GenBank genome assembly.
AUGGAUAAGACAGAUUAUUUUAAUUUUAGCGAGGAAAGUACCAUCUCAAAACUAAGCGAAAUAUAUGAAAUUGACCAAUCCACCAUAAUAAAUGUCUUGGAAAGAAAUAGUGAUCUUCUAGAUGACUUGAAUAAUUCAUUUACAAAUAUUACAAAAACCUUAGAUGGUAUUAAUUUUGAAGAAAUUAUAGAACUGCCACCACCAUCACCACUGAUAACAAUAAUAUCAUCAUCAAACUCAAACGACAAUUCUGAAGAAAAACGCUAA